Laetiporus sulphureus 93-53 is the source of this 1299-nucleotide messenger RNA. RefSeq lists its product as uncharacterized. The coding region runs from base 208 to 1113 and encodes 301 amino acids. The transcript has 2 exons. The record is from RefSeq and is a predicted model, not a curated record. NCBI's taxonomy places the organism in Eukaryota, Fungi, Basidiomycota, Agaricomycetes, Polyporales, Laetiporaceae.
CUCCCUCCCUCAUCUGAUCGUCAAGCAAGAGAUGCGGAAGAUCGACGACUUCUCCCUCCACCGUCCCCUGCUGUCUCUGAUCGUGUUGUGAGGCCACCUGAGGAUCGACGACCACCUGUCCCUCCACCUGCUGCUGAGCGUCAAAUCAGGCCUCCUAGUGAUGAUCGCCGUGCACCUGUCCCUCUUCCUGCCAAUAGCGACAGACAGAUGAGACCUCCUGAGGACAGACGGCUGGCGCCGCCGCCUCCUGCUGCUGUAGAUCGACAAUCGAGGCCAGUUGAUGACCGUCGUGCACCUCCUCCAGCAUCAUUGGCGGGAGAUCGCCAGGUAAGGCCAGUCGACGACCGACGCCCUCUUCCUCCUCCGAGCAUAGACAGACGUCCACUUGUUGAUGAUCGACGACCGCUUCCUCCUGUUGAUAGACCAAUGAGGCCUUCUGACGACCGCCGUCCUCCAUCUUCUGAAGACCGUAAUGCACGUGGCCCCACAGGUCCGCCGCCUGUUAUGUCUCGUCCUCCUGUUGAAGACCGUAGCAUUCGUCCUCCACCAAGCAAGGAUGAUCUGAGUACCCGUCCGCCUGCUUUGCUGGAGGAGCGCAUCGGCCGUGCACCGCCUUCUCGUCUGACGGAAAAAUAUCCAAGUGAAGAGCGUGGUUACGGAAGAGAUUUGGAACGUGGAAGGUACCCGCCUGUGGAUGCUCCUCCGUCAACCUAUUCCCGAGUGAGACCUCGCAGCCCGAGCCCACCCCCGAGAAGGUCUGGCCCCGUUGAUGACUUGCGCCCGCCCAUGAAACGUGCUCGUGACGAUUAUGGACCUGAAUACUUCACACCUGCGCCGCCUGUUAGUGACACUCGCGCUCCGCCUCCUGCAGACUACCCUCCGCGUGUUCGCUCGCCGGUGGCAAGCGGCUCAGCGUACUAUGAUUCUCGGGCGCCUCCUGCGUAUGGCAGUAGCCCUGGCGGCUUGCCUCGUGAACGAGAUUACCCAGAUGCGAGAGACCGUCCUGAAUAUCCAGCUUAUGAUAGACGAGUGCCGACGGCGCGGCGCAGUGCUUCGCCGUAUCCGCGGUACCCCCGGGACGACAGAAGAUACGGUGUUCACCCUCGUGGUUGAAUGAAGUGAGUUGUCUGGUUUUUCCGCCGUUGAGGGAGUGGCUCAUCAGGGACGUUGGUUGAGCAGUCUAAAGGACGAUCUGCAAAAUAUCUAUCGGAUGUCGAUUUGUGCUCGAUUUCUCUAUUUGGCGCGCAAUGCGCCUUGCGACUUGGAUCGGAACGUCAAUAUGCCUCUCAUGUCUAAAAC